CGCACAACGAGUCGAGGGUGCUCGCGAUUGUUUGUUUUGUUCUUCCAUGGAGUAUGCUGGGUUGUAGCUCCAACUUCACAGUCAAUCACUUUCCGACAAUUGUUGUUCGUGUGUUUCGGAGGGAGUGUACGCUGGUUUUAAAAGCUCUCCACGGCCUUCCUACUACGGAAACUUCAUCACGCGGACCGCACGUACCUGUGAAGCCACCACCUAUGGUGCCCAAGUGACCAACCCAUUCGAGGCUGUGUUGUUCGCGUACGAUCUCCUGGGAAGGAUGCCUGGAUUUCGAUUCGAGAUUCAAUAGAAAUACGAGCGGGGCAUGGUGUCACGCCGGGCCAGGUGAUGUGCGCCGGGCCUUUGCCGCCAUUGGCCAGGGCCAAUGGGGCCCGUGCCUGCCCCGGGCUGUAGAGUGGGCGGCAGGCAUGGGGGCCAGUGCCUCGUCCCCCGACCCCCCCCGGGGGGGCCCCCCCCCGACCGGCCCAAGAAGAAGGCCCCUCUGUCGACGCUGCGCAAGCGCCUGGCACGCCGGCGCUGGAGGGCCUCCAAGUGCUUCGACCAUGCCCAGGUCUUCCACGACUUCCUCAACUCGACGGGCUGGACCGUGCGAGAGGUGGCGGCCCUGGUGCACGAGUACGAGGCCACGGCGGCGCUGCGGGAGCUGGUGGUGCAGGCGGACGCGGCCCGUCCCCUGGCCCGCUCGUGCCGGGCGGACCUGGGGCGGCUGCUGGAGAGUGGCCUGUGCGCGGAUGUGACGCUGGCCUACCGGGGCACCGAGUUCCCCGCCCACCGGGCCCUGCUGUCCGCCCGCUGCCCCUUCUUCAGGGACCUGCUGUGCGAGGGGGGCCCUCGGCAGCAGAUGAUGGUGGUGGAGAUGGACAUUCCGGGCGUGGGAGUGGACCUGUUUCGUGACCUGCUGCGCUACCUGUACACUGGGGAGCUGAGUGUGGCGGGGGAUGGGGGGGCCCUGUCCACCCUUCUGCGCCUCAGUGAGCAGUUCGGGGUGCCCAACCCCCUGGCGCACGACCUCAGGCGCCUCCUCGAAGGAGGCCACCUCGCCGAUGCCAGCCUGGUGUGGGAGGUGCCGGGAUCCGAGCAGGAGGCCCAGUUCCCGUGCCACCGGGCGGUGCUGGCCGCCCGCUCGCCCUUCUUCCGCGGGGUGGUGCAGCGCCGGUGCGGGGCAGAGGCCCCGGGGGGCCGCCUGCGGGUGGUGCUGGACGGGGGAGUGGUGCCCCUGCGCCACGCCCGGGUGCUGCUCUGGUCCCUGUACCAGGACGCCGUGGAGCUCUCCUCCCUGGCCUGUGGCCCAUCCGGGGCCUGCGGGGGCGGCUCCUUCCCUGAGGAGCUCAUGGAGCUCUACGAGGUGGCGCGGCUCCUCGAGCUGGACUCCCUCGCUCAGGGCUGCGAGGACGCCCUGGUGGAGCUGCUCAGCCCGGAGACCCUGUGCGGCGUGCUGCAGUGGAGCGAGCAGCCCCACGGCUCCCCCUGGGUCCACCGGCAGGCCCUGGGCUUCCUGGCCGAGGAGUUCUCGGCCCUGGCCCAGACCCCGCUCCUGCUCCAGCUCACCAAGGGGCAGCUGGCCACCCUGCUGCGCUCCGACUUCCUCCAGGCCAGUGAGCUGGAAAUUCUGGUGGCAGUGCUCAAGUGGGGGGAGCACCAGCUGCUUAAGAGAGUGGAGGAGAGAGCUCUGUGCAGACGCCGCGUGGCGGUGCGCCGGCGAGUGCUUCAAGACCGCCACGCUCACCGCACGGUGGUGGGACUGUCGUACCACACUUUCUUCCAAAUGGCCGUGAAUCUGCGAAAUCUCAUUGUACAAAUUCUAGGCCCCCAAAACGAGCCCAACGUGGUAAGCCAGACGGCGCACAGCGUGGCGCGGCGGGGCGCCCGUGGCCGCCGGGAACUCCUGAGCGACGGAGAGCUGCGGGAGCUGCUCUCGGAGCUGCUGUGCCAGGUGCGGACGGCGCACGUGCUGCCCCUGUCGGCGGAGGCCCUGCUGAGCGCCCAGCGCAGGGGCCUGCUGCCCCGUCCGCCGCCCUGCAUGCUGGGAGGGGAGGAGCCUCCCCCCAGGGGCGGGGCCUCGGCCGGCUGGCUGGGCACGGGAAGGGGCCCCCACGCCAGGCCCCGCCUCUUCGCCCCUUACGUCGAGGAGGCCAAGGCAUGGCUGGAGGAGCAGCUGUCGCAGGAAUGCGGCGGCCAGGGGGCGCCGCACUCGCAGGGCGGCGGCGCGUCCGCUGUAUACAGCCCCUGGCAGCACCUGUCCAACAUCCCGGACACCCUGUACAUGGUGGACAAGGCGCCGGGGUUCCGGGAGAGCUGCCCCUCCCUGCCCUCCCUCACCGCUUCGGGGACGCACAGGGGCCCGGACCCCACACUGCCCGUGCUGGGGGAGGAGGUGCUGCGGCAGAUGCGUCAGCGGGAGCAGGAGCUGCGCCAGGGGGCCGGGCGGGCCCUGUCGCUGGUGUCCGGCCGGGGGGAGGUGGGGCGCCAGCUGCAGCUGCGGGUGGUGCGGGAGAUGGGGCUGCCGGACCAGGCGGCCGCCCUGCUGGCCUGCGCCCCCGAGGAGCGGCCCCCCUCCAGGGAGAGCGCCCCCCAGGAGGCCAGGGCCCCCGCAGCCAGGGGCCGCGCCCUGCAGCCGCGGGGUCUCCUCUGCCCGCCCUCAGUGUCCUCGCGCCGCUUCCUGGACCGGCUGCAGCAGCCCCACCUGGGCAGGAGGGCCCUCCGGCUGGCCGAGCUGCAGGCCGAGAGCAGCCUGCUGAGCAAGCGCAUCCCGGACAUCGCCAUGGCAACGGCCAACCUGGAACACCUGGACUUGGCUGAGUCGGACAAGGACGACUUCGGCUCGGACGACCUCUCGCCCGUCCACAUGCUCGUAUGACCGACCCCGGGGAGGGGUGGCCGGCGCUCCAGCGGGAAGACGCACCAGCGAGGCCGACCGUUUGCCGGCCGGGCUUGCCGCACGCGGCGUGAAAGAAGAAUGCGUGCGGCAUCUGCGACGUCACGGUUCUUGGAGUGCGUGCGCCUCUGGCCGGUGCGUCUACCGCGUACCAAAAAGCGGUUCCUCGCUUCCCGCCCGAAAACGUCUUUUAAAUGCAUUGCGUCGCCGCCAGUCAGGACCUCGACGGUGUCCCAGCAGCGUUCGUGGAUCUGGCAGACGCCCGUUUCGCCGCGGGUUGCUUUCUAGCUUGACGCCCCACGGAAGCUUUCGGGAGUGGGAACGCCUUGACGACGACGCUCGCGUUCGCUCAUAUUUUUUGCCCGGACUUCUAGACCCAACUGACGGCGUGACACUCCGGCUUUUGCAAUGUCGUUCGUUGCCACUUCGGGACCAUUUUCCACGCACGGGCAGAACAGGACGCCAACGCACCGGUCGGAGACGCCUUCCGGGCAGUAAGCGAGACCGACCGUCUGCCGGCGGGGCUCGCCGCACAUGCCGCAAGAGGAGGACGUGUGCGGGGCGGGGUCUGCGACACGGUCGAGCACGAGAGCUCCUCGACGAACGGCCGCGACGUGUUGUUGGCGAUGUGAAGAACAUGCGAUUGCACGAGCGAGACUAGAGCUUCUCCAAAGUGAACGUCGUUCUUUCGCUCGAGUGGGUAGACGGUUCUACCGGAGCGCAGCGACGCUCUCUCAGCUUGUUUGCGCGAGACGGGCGACGACCAAACGCGCGGUUCUCGAGCCCGCUCAACAAGCUCACGACAGUGCUCGGCUUGCGUCUGCGACUGGUGCGUUUACUGCGACCUCGUUCGUGGCCCCUCAAUUUUCAUCCGACAACUUCGUAAAAGCCUUACGUCGUUGCCCUGGCAGUGGCGGAUGCGAUGGACACCCGUCCUGCCGUAAGUCGCCUCGCGGGUAGAUGGUCGACGGAAGUUGCGGUGGAAACGAAGUUGGACGCCGCAAAGACGGCGACCCUUGCACUUUCUGGGAUUGUGACAUCCGCGACAUACUUUGUUGCCUCUUAGAGACCUCUUUCAAUACGUGGGUGGCACGAGGCUGUAAACAGAGACGCUUUCCAGGCGACAUAGUUGUCGUGAAUGUGCAUGUCGCAGACGCGAGUAUCGAGCUUCGGCGGCGGUUUUUCUGCUGUUACGAUACUAUACGAGUCCCACAACGACUGUCGUCCGUUUACGCAUAAACAGAAAGGGGGGAACGUGGAUGUGCUCCAGGUUUUACGUAGAGAGGAGAAUCCAAAGGUGUUCUCAGUGCAAAGAAACUCGGCCGGCUAUUUAUUCGUCGCACGAUUCCCGGCGGCAGAGGGGGAGGGGCUCUCAAGUACAAAAUCCUUCCUCUGAACUCUUCGCCCGUCUUCGUCGAAAGGCGUAGACUUCGACGGCGGCAGACUUUGCGACGCAGGAGUUUGCGUCGUUUCCAAAGGACUCAAUCUGACAUGGACUCUUCUUCCAAGGUGGGAGGUGUUUGUGACGUGUACAUAUUGUGAACGAAGGUGUCAAUUUGCACGAGGCCGCUCUCUGAAACGGUGAUGCUCGCGCAGGCACCAUUGUUCGUCGACAGCCGCGUCCUAGGCAGGACGAACGGGAACCUUGUAAUAUAUUACGCAUUUGUGAUUACGAGCGAUGGUGAGCAGUGUGAAUAAAAUGAUAUUUAUACAUUUU
This is a messenger RNA of Ixodes scapularis (black-legged tick), 4607 nucleotides long. Its product is annotated as BTB/POZ domain-containing protein 7. The record is from RefSeq and is a predicted model, not a curated record. Gene Ontology annotation, molecular function: protein binding. The transcript has 12 exons. Lineage: Eukaryota; Metazoa; Arthropoda; Arachnida; Ixodida; Ixodidae. Gene Ontology annotation, biological process: morphogenesis of a branching epithelium. Bases 380 to 2872 code for a protein of 830 amino acids.